This is a messenger RNA of Salvia miltiorrhiza (redroot sage), 729 nucleotides long. RefSeq names its product transcription factor TCP4-like. Bases 1 to 696 code for a protein of 231 amino acids. The transcript is spliced from 2 exons. NCBI's taxonomy places the organism in Eukaryota, Viridiplantae, Streptophyta, Magnoliopsida, Lamiales, Lamiaceae. The record is from RefSeq and is a predicted model, not a curated record.
AUGGAGCUACCCGCCUGGCAUCCCACUUCCGCCCUCGAGGAGGAGCGCCGCCGCCACCAGUUUGGUAUCGAUUUGGUGAUUGCCAACACCAACAGCCGCAACGCCAACACCCAGAAUUCGAGCUUCCUUCCGCUGUUCGACGCCAUCGCUGAUACCAUCAAGUCCUUCUUCCCCGCUUCGGCCGAGGCCAGCUACGGUGCGAUGCAAUUUCAAAGCUUCCCAACUCUCGAUUUGGUGUCAAGAAACGGUGGUGGCAGCAGCAGCCAGGAUUUGAGGCUCUCGCUGCAGUCAUUUCAAGAUUCGAUUCUUCUCCACCAUCACAGUGAGCAGCCUCAGCCUCAGCCGCAAACACAAGUUCUACUUUGUGGCACUCCGUUGGGCCUAGACGGCUGGCCGGAGCACCACCAGUUCCAGCGGCUUGCAGCCUGGAAUGGCGGCGGAGACGAAUACUUGUUGAACGUGCCGCCGGCGCCAAGUCAAAACCAGUUUGUUUCACAGAGGGGACCCCUUCAGUCCAGUAACACACCUUCAAUUUGUGUUUGGAUGGAUCCAUCCAUCGAUCACCCACCAAUCAAUCCUUCAUCGAUUGGAUUUGCCUCCGGCUUCUAUAUUCCUGCACGAAUUCAGGGUGAUGAGGAGGAGCACGACGGCUAUUCCGACAAGCCAUCCUCUGCUUCCUCCGAUUCUCGCUAUUGAUUAAUUGCACCUCUCUUCAGUCUAAAGACCCGC